AUGUCCAAUUUUCGCUACGUCCCCUUGCGAAAACGACAGACGCUGGGUGGCGUUUCUGGUUCCGUAGUAGUCGCUAACCCAACACCAACCGCAACUGCUCUCGCCCAAAAUACUACAGCCGCACCUGAUUCAGGUUCUGCGACGGGUAUCCAGCUCGUUUCCUCGACACCGUCCCCAUCGUCCACUUUGUCGUCCAAUCCAUCUGCUGCGACUACCUCAUCCCCUAGUUCAUCUUCUGGCGAUAACAUAUCAUUAAGCACCGUCAUUGGUGCGUGCGUCGGUGUAUUCAUCCUACUCGUACUCGUCAUAUCUUUGGCAAUCCACUGCUCGAGGCGGCAGAAGCCGCAGCGCCGUGGGAACCCUCCCCUUACUUCACCCACUUCGCAGUUCCGCAAUGUUGCGAACAACCUGUCCCGCCGGCGCUCUCAUCUGGAGCCAUGGGAUCGUCUAGAUGAUGAAAAAGAAGGCCAUCAGAAUGCGACGGCGUUGACACAAAGGCCUCCAUCCGGGCCGAUGGAGAAGCUGGGUGCGAUCACAAAUUCUGGAGAAAAGUCCUUUGACGACCACGGAAACCGCGAGUCCGUCAGCACGAUGCAGCACUUUGCCAAGUAUCAUCCUGGCUUGGCUGAGGAAAUGGCGUCCAAACCUGCUCCAACAGGUUAUAUCGUUGUUACCAAACCUCCCCCUGUCCAGCAGUUCUUGGGCCGCGCCCAAGCUGAUGGUGUGCCAACCGUCUCAUGGGACGGUGAGACUGCCGGCGGGGACUCAUUCCUCACCAUGCGCUCACAUCUAUCUGGCACUAUGUCACCUACUAUGACCAUGGCGAAAUCCACGCCACCUGCAACCGUGUCUGGGUCGCAUCGCUGGGAGAGUGCAGAAGUUGGUCAUAUUGAUGUACUUGGCUCAGGGUUGUCAGAAGCGGGUGACUCCCGCAAUCCUUUUGCGGAUGCAGCUUCCGUCAAGAGCAGCAUCAGCCGACGCGUCACUAACCCGUUCUUCAACGCGCAAGAAAAACCCCAGAAGCGCACGCUCCUUGCUAACACCGCACCCGAUUCCAAUCCCUUUGCUGACUCAAACGCUGCCGUCCCAAGACCUUUCCUUGAAGCCCGCUCAAAUAGCGAUACCAGCUCUGGCAGCUCCCACGCCAUGCAAUCGCUUAUCGCUGCCCUAGACAUGCCAGUCGAGGAAGUGCAGGAGCGUCUGCGCGUGGCGUCGAUGCAAUCAUCGUAUUACUCACGCGCAUCGACGAUUGACGAUGUUGACGCUGUGAGCGUGACAGCCUUCCCAUACCCCCCAACGCAAGUUCCACUCGGAUGA
Messenger RNA from Suillus paluster, 1317 nucleotides. RefSeq lists its product as uncharacterized. NCBI's taxonomy places the organism in Eukaryota, Fungi, Basidiomycota, Agaricomycetes, Boletales, Suillaceae. Bases 1 to 1317 code for a protein of 438 amino acids. The record is from RefSeq and is a predicted model, not a curated record. The transcript is spliced from 2 exons.